GAGAGUAGUCAGGUGUAGCCGAGAGAGAGUGCUCUUAUCGUGGCCGCCGACACACAGAGUCCGCUAUCUGCGACGGAUACGUAGCACCCUGAACAGGGGUUGAACACAUCACGUAGCCGGUCAAACUAUCAUACAGGUGAGCACCACUAUUCAUAAACAUUGGGGGUAGCGCCAAAUUCAUGAUAUUAAUAAUAAACAUUUACAUUUGGAUAUUGUCUUUUAACAAUUACAUGUAUAUACCAUUUAGAGCAAGGGAUGGGCAACUUUGAUGAGGCAACAAAACAUCAGCGGAGAGAACAUUUUGACGUUUUAGAGUUAAAGAUUUUAAGUUAAAGAUUUUGCAAUUCUAUAACUAAUUUCCUGCAAUUCUACACAUUUUGCCAUAGGGUUGAUACAUGUUUGAUGUGUGUGUCUAUAGUACGCCUUGGGGGGAGUGUAUACCCCCCCCAAAAUAUUGGCAUGUUGGAGAUGUGAAGCAAAUAAGAAACAUUAUGGAUGUUACAUGAAAUGGACAAGGUUCUUGGGGAGACUGAACAUAACCCUGAAAAAAGAAUACUGACAAUGGAAAGAGAGAAACCCAGUUGUAGACCAGAUAAAAACUUGCUGGAAGUUAGCUUUACAGAGAAAGUUUCAAGAUUAACCAGUGUAAGGCGUUGACUAACUGUGGUUGUACAUACUGUGGUUGACUUUCCCUCAGAAUCUCUUGGAUAUGAUGGAAAUCAGUAUGUUGACUUCAUUGUUUAAAAAAAAAAAUCCUCAAUACAUUUCAAUGUGUGUUUUGUUAUAGGCUAACUUCCUAGGCAAUAAUAUAUGUAUUUUACAUUUGUCAUAUACAAUGAAUUCAUUCAGUCAUAGAUAGUUAUUGUGUGUAGUUAUAGUGUACUACUUUUGCCCAGGGCCUAAGGAACCCUAUUCCCUAUGUAGUGCACUACUUUUGACCAGGGCCCAUAACGACUUUCUCUUUAUAGUGCACUAAUUUUGACCAGGGUAAUAUAAUGAAGGAUGUAGUGUAUUACCUAAUAAUCCUCUGUUGACCAGGGUAAUAUAAUGAAGGAUGUAGUGUAUUACCUAAUAAUCCUCUGUUGACCAGGGUAAUAUAAUGAAGGAUGUAGUGUAUUACCUAAUAAUCCUCUGUUGACCAGGGUAAUAUAAUGAAGGAUGUAGUGUAUUACCUAAUAAUCCUCUGUUGACCAGGGUAAUAUAAUGAAGGUUGUAGUGUAUUACCUAAUAAUCCUCUGUUGACCAGGGUAAUAUAAUGAAGGAUGUAGUGUAUUACCUAAUAAUCCUCUGUUGACCAGGGUAAUAUAAUGAAGGAUGUAGUGUAUUACCUAAUAAUCCUCUGUUGACCAGGGUAAUAUAAUGAAGGAUGUAGUGUAUUACCUAAUAAUCCUCUGUUGACCAGGGUAAUAUAAUGAAGGUUGUAGUGUAUUACCUAAUAAUCCUCUGUUGACCAGGGUAAUAUAAUGAAGGAUGUAGUGUAUUACCUAAUAAUCCUCUGUUGACCAGGGUAAUAUAAUGAAGGAUGUAGUGUAUUACCUAAUAAUCCUCUGUUGACCAGGGUAAUAUAAUGAAGGAUGUAGUGUAUUACCUAAUAAUCCUCUGUUGACCAGGGUAAUAUAAUGAAGGAUGUAGUGUAUUACCUAAUAAUCCUCUGUUGUUGUUCUCCUCUCUCCUCCACUUUCCUCCUUACUUCCUCCUUGUUGUAUCUCCAUCUCUCCCCUCUCUGUUCUUCCGUCCCACACUUUCCCCUCACAUUCCUCCUCUCUUCUAUGCCUCCCCUCCCCUCUCUCCUCUUCCCCUCACCUUCCUCCUCUCUUCUACGCCUCCCCUCCCCUCUCUCCUCCUCCCCUCACAUUCCUCCUCUCUUCUACGCCUCCCCUCCCCUCUCUCCUCUUCCCCUCACCUUCCUCCUCUCUUCUACAUCUGCUUUUCCCCUCUCUCUCCUAUCCCUCUCCUCUUCUCAACUCCCCCCUGUACCCUUUCUCACCCGCUCCCUUGCUUCCUCCCCCUCUCCAUUCCUCCCGCUCUCCAUAUCACCCCCUCUCCAUUUCACCCCCUCUCCAUUCCUCCCCCUCUCCAUCCUCCCCCUCUCCAUUUCUCCCCCUCUCCAUUUCACCCUCUCCUCCCCCUUUCUCCUCCCCUCGCCACUCUCUCACCUCCCUCCCUCCCUCCCCUCCCUCCCUCCCUCCCUCCCCUCCCUCCCCUCUCUCUCCUCCCCUCUCCCCCACCUCCUCUCUCCCCUCCCCACCAGUAAUAAUGCUACUUGGCAGUGUGUCUGCAUCUCUGAGAUCCAUAGGGGUGGUGCUCAGUUCUGUACCCUGGUCAUGGACCCUGGCGGCUGGGUUAGGACUGUACCUCACCGCGGGGGGAUGGAGGUUCCUCUAUGUGGCUCUACGAACCGCCAAGAGAGACCUAAUGUUAGUAUGGCUGUAGAGAGAGAGGGAGGGAGGGAGGGAGGGAAAGUGGGAGAGAGGCAGGGUGGGGGGAGGAAGGGAGGAGUGGUUGGGUGGGAUGUCUAUCUGUCUGACUUGCUAUCGCCCUCCCUCUCUCCCCCUCCCUCCCUCCCUCCCUCCUCUCUCCUCUCUCCUCUCUCCUCUCUCCUCUCUCCUCUCUCCCCAGCAGAGGUCUAUAUGUGCUGCUGCGUGUUAAAUACUGCAUCCGGCAGCACCUCCGUAACAACAGUACUGUACCUUCCAUGUUUGCCCAUACGGUGGCGCUAUACCCAGACAAGCCUGCGCUGGUCUGGGAGUCUACCGGAGAGGUAUGUUAUAUUAAUUAUAUCAACAACAAACAAAUUAUAGUUUUUACUGUAAAGUGUGAGUCCUGGUGAAAUACACUUUAAAUACAUUGUGAUAUGAUUUACAUUUACAUUGUUGAAUAUACACUACCGUUCAAAAGUUUGGGGUCACUUAGAAAUGUCCUUGUUUUCGAAAGAAAAACAAUAGUUUUGUCCAUUAAAAUAACAUCAAAUUGAUCAGAAAUACAGUGUAGACAUUGUUAAUGUUGUAAAUGGCUAUUGUAGCUGGAAAUGGCUGAUUUUUUUAUGCAAUAUCUACAUAGGCGUACAGAGGCCCAUUGUCAGCAACCAUCAGUCCUGUGUUCCAGUGGCACGUUGUGUUUGCUAAUAUGCCUUUGUUGUAAAUGUUUUGGCGCCAAACUGGUGGCAGCUGUGAAAAAAGUCAACAGUUGGAAGAGUUAAGUGAAAAUAAUGCUAUUGUUGAUAAGAUGCUUUUUUUUCAUUAAUUAGGCUAUUUACUUUUGAACCGUCUGGUCUAUCCACUAGAAACUCAUGGGUAAUAUACAAAAUGAAUAUAUUACACAGAUAUAAAAAAAUUAAUAAUAUACGAAUACAUUCUUUAAACGUUAUUCAAGCAUAAAUUACCAAAGUUAGAAUUGAUUGCCAUAGAUUACCUGUUAGUUACUAAAAUUACAGAAGAUUCGUAUUUUAUCACAGUCAUUGCAAGUAGGCUAUUGGAUUGAGUGGACGUGUAACCAGGCCAGCCUAGCGCAGCUCAGUGUGGCUCGGUUUGGAGCCUAGCGCAGCUCAGUGUGGCUCGGUUUGGAGCCUAGCGCAGCUCAGUGUGGCUCGGUUUGGAGCCUAGCGCAGCUCAGUGUGGCUCGGUUUGGAGCCUAGCGCAGCUCAGUGUGGCUCGGUUUGGAGCCUAGCGCAGCUCAGUGUGGCUCGGUUUGGAGCCUAGCGCAGCUCAGUGUGGCUCGGUUUGGAGCCUAGCGCAGCUCAGUGUGGCUCGGUUUGGAGCCUAGCGCAGCUCAGUGUGGCUCGGUUUGGAGCCUAGCGCAGCUCAGUGUGGCUCGGUUUGGAGCCUAGCGCAGCUCAGUGUGGCUCGGUUUGGUUUCUGUGAAUCAGGCUUAUAUGUAUUGUAGAGAACUCAGGGUGGUGGCCUUGACUGGAACUCCAUGGUUCCAGUGACUGUCCACCCAACACUUUAGCCAUUAACGUCAAGUGAUCUGAACCCCUUGACGAGGUUGCUAGGUGAUGGCCUUAAGGUUCGCUACAGUCUUUUUUAUAUUUGUGAAAUAAAAACAUUUCUUCCUUCAGGUGUGGACCUUCAGGGAGCUGGCAGGGCGAUGCCACCAGGUUGCCCAUUGGGCACGGACACAGGGCUGGGGAAAGGGGGACGUGGUAGCCCUCUACCUGGAGAGUCGCCCCCUAGUGGUGGUGCUGUGGAUGGGCCUGGCGCAGGUAGGCUUUGUUUUUCAUUCAAUUCCAUUUUAAAGUUUAUUUAAUUUUAAUUUACUUUUAUUUAAUAGUAAUUUUAUUUGGAUUUCAAUGUCUCACUUUCUUUUAUACAUUUAUUUAUAGAGGUAUAUCCCAUUGAGAUCACAUAUGUAUUUUACGAGGGAGAACUCUGUUUUGUUCAGUAAAAGUGUUUUGUUAAUGUGAUGUUUUGAAAGCGAUAUUUAAGUAAAGUUUGGUCUGGUUUCAUUGGAGGUGGGUGUGGAAGCGGCCCUCAUCAACUUCAACCUGCGCAGUGAUUCGCUGCUUCACUGUGUGGGUGUGUCCAGAGCGAAGGGGGUGGUGUUUGGGGUGGAGCUAGCAGAAGGUAAGAAGGGAGAAGAGGAGGAGAGGGUUAGGGAGGAGAGGAGGAGA
This is a messenger RNA of Coregonus sp. 'balchen', 4609 nucleotides long. NCBI's taxonomy places the organism in Eukaryota, Metazoa, Chordata, Actinopteri, Salmoniformes, Salmonidae. The record is from the annotation of a GenBank genome assembly.